CCCUACCGCGUGGCAGUAAUUCUUCAACCUGUUCUACAAUGAAAGACUCGGCUCUUAACCGCCAUGAAUCAGAAGAUGCUGCAUCUUCAUGUCCACCGAAUGAAGAGGAUUUUCAAAAUACAUACGGGGAUACUAAAGGCAAACAGAAAGAAAGAUUGGCAGUAGCGGCUGCUCAUCUUGAGGCAUCUAGAAAAUUGGUUAUGAACGCCAUAACUACAUCACGGGAAAUGCCCAAUUUCGUGCCAGAUUCCAAGCUUUCUGGUGGACCAAGUUACAUGGGAUCGUCUUCACAUCUUUCUGGAGAAUCCUCAUCAUAUAAGGGACAUGAGCAGGCAUCGUUCGAACCGAAUCGGAAGACUGCAAACGAGUGCCAAAACGAUUCAUUCGACGCAUUCACCGAAUACGUUACCGAGGCACUGGUGACCGAUGACAAAUAUGGAUCUUCAUUUAUGGACCAGGAAGCGUCAGACGGUUUAGCUGUGUUAGAACUUCUCUCUCAACAGGAAGAUGAGUCGCAUGGGCUAGCCUUUAGUCCAGAGUAUGACGCCCGUGCGCCUGGGGAAGAUAUCUUAUGGAAUGCACCUCUAGAUGAGAUUCCUAGCGACCAAGAAAAAGAAGAGAAAGGGGAGCGGCUCGACUUUACUCCUGACUUCAUUACUAGACCUGAAAUUUCGCAGCAAGCAGAGCCCUACCUUGGAACUGGAGACAUUCGAGAAACGAGCAGCACAUGGUUUGGAUAUUGGCAUGAUGUGUUCACAGCAUACAAUGCCCGAGUGUGGGGCAAUUCGCCAUUAGUGACGACUUCGAGAACAGCAGAACAGCAAGGCGACGACAGCAGCGAGCCAGCAACUAUCACUCGCGCGCUGAGUAGACUAAAACUAAUAUUCCAUCAUCUUAAAGGAUAAUUAUUUUACUGUAGCCCAGCCUUAUUGACAUUCUCGAAAAGCUUGGCGCCACUUGCAAAAGAUGAAGCACAUGCAUUGAAUCAAUAGGUUGUAUCAAAUUCAAUACACUUGUAUCUUUACCCCCAGUAUCUACCUAGUACCUAGUAGCUACUAGCUACCUCUAUACUACCUAGUAGUAACUACCUAUACCUAUACCACAGCUGCAUAUUAGUCUGGCUCUAUUUUACUCUUCUUGUGCAACAUCUCU
Trichoderma asperellum CBS 433.97 is the source of this 1152-nucleotide messenger RNA. RefSeq lists its product as uncharacterized. NCBI's taxonomy places the organism in Eukaryota, Fungi, Ascomycota, Sordariomycetes, Hypocreales, Hypocreaceae. The record is from RefSeq and is a predicted model, not a curated record.